AUGUUACUCAAUAUUGUGGCGUAUCAUUCAUCAUCAUCAUCAUCAUCAUCAUCAUCAUCAUCAUCAUCAUCAUCAUCAUCAUCAUCAUCAUCAUCAUCAUCAUCAUCAUCAUCAUCAUCAUCAUCAUCAUCAUCAUCAUCAUCAUCAUCAUCAUCAUCAUCAUCAUCAUCAUCAUCAUCAUCAUCAUCAUCAUCAUCAUCAUCAUCAUCAUCAUCAUCAUCAUCAUCAUCAUCAUCAUCAUCAUCAUCAUCAUCAUCAUCAUCAUCAUCAUCAUCAUCAUCAUCAUCAUCAUCAUCAUCAUCAUCAUCAUCAUCAUCAUCAUCAUCAUCAUCAUCAUCAUCAUCAUCAUCAUCAUCAUCAUCAUCAUCAUCAUCAUCAUCAUCAUCAUCAUCAUCAUCAUCAUCAUCAUCAUCAUCAUCAUCAUCAUCAUCAUCACUAUCAACAUAUAUGUACUAUUAA
Messenger RNA from Schistosoma mattheei, 459 nucleotides. Lineage: Eukaryota; Metazoa; Platyhelminthes; Trematoda; Strigeidida; Schistosomatidae. The record is from the annotation of a GenBank genome assembly.